Notothenia coriiceps (black rockcod) is the source of this 2287-nucleotide messenger RNA. RefSeq names its product CDK5 regulatory subunit-associated protein 2-like. NCBI's taxonomy places the organism in Eukaryota, Metazoa, Chordata, Actinopteri, Perciformes, Nototheniidae. Gene Ontology annotation, cellular component: centrosome; Golgi apparatus. The coding region runs from base 372 to 1973 and encodes 533 amino acids. The transcript has 12 exons. Gene Ontology annotation, biological process: centrosome cycle; regulation of Golgi organization; positive regulation of microtubule nucleation. Gene Ontology annotation, molecular function: molecular adaptor activity. The record is from RefSeq and is a predicted model, not a curated record.
GUGUGUGUGUGUGUGUGUGUGUGUGUAUUAGAACGGGAGUUGGCGACAGUAAAACUGUAAUAUAAUGUUUGUGUAGCAAUAACACACAUGACAUAUAUUUGUUACAUUUCUCCAGUACCGAUAAAAAGACCGAUAACGUCGGAGCUUAACGGUACCACGGUCUUUAAUCAUUCAGCCCCGGCGGGCCCCUUUAAUACCGGGGCUCUGUACCCAUCCCUACUCCUGACUGUAAGGGAGCCAGGAGGGACCAUUAAGUGAGAUUCAACCUUUCGUGGUGCCAAUGAGUGACUUUUUUUAACCACGCCUUUCUCUCAUAUUGUAGUUUUAUGUGAGUGCAUUAAUAUUUCAUCUCUUUGAAUCAAGCUGUGUGCAUGUGUGUGUCAGACCUGCUGGCAGAGCAUCUUCAGGAGAUCCGUGCACUGCGGCAGCGUCUGGAGGAGAGCAUCCGCACCAACGACCGCCUCAGGGAGCAGCUGGAGAAGAGGCUGGCAGAGGUGGAGAGAGACCCAGCAGCCACCAACAUCUUCAUCCACGGCAACGAGGAGCAGGGUCAGCUGGCCAAUGAGGUGCGCUUCCUCUGGGGACAAAACCAAACCCUGAAAGAGCAGCUCAGCCUGGGCUCACGAGACAAGCAGAAGGAGAAUGAGAAGCUACGGGAGACUCUGGCCAGGCGCACGGCCAAACUGGAGCAGAGCAGGAGGGAGUGUGAGGCUCUGAGGCAGGAGAACAGCCGCCUGCAGGAGAGGCUGGAGCUCAGCAGCCAGGAGAGCUCCCAGCUGCUGGAGACCCUGCACUUCAGCAAGGAGGAGCUGCACAGGUUUCAGUGUGAAGCAAAGCUCCAGAGGCAGCAGCUGUCUGACUCUCAGCACCUCCUUCAGUCACUACGAGUAGAGCUGCAAGUUUACGAAAAGAUCAAGACUGAAGAUCGUAAACACAACGCUGAACGCAGUGAGGGGUCCCAGGAGCCCGCCCCCCUCCCGCCCUCCGGCUCGCUGGACCUGAGCGAGCUGCUGCUGGAGAUCAGACACCUGCGUCUGCAGCUGGAGAGGAGCAUCCAGACCAACACCGCCCUGAGACAGAGGCUGGAGGAGCAGCUGCUCCGAGGACCCCACCGCUCUGAAACCAUCAACAUCAACUACCUGCUGACCUCCCCAGAUGAAGGAGGCAGGUCACCCGGUCGUGAUGGCUGCGAUCCUCCCCGUCACUCAUUUCAGAGUCACAACGAACACACCAGUGUCCUCCAUGAAGAGAAACGUGGCUCUCACUCGGAGGGGGAGGGGGGCUCGUUCAGCAGCAGCUCUGGGGACAGCGCUCCCUCUCGCCUGGUGCCCGGCCACCGCAUGUGGGCCAAUCGUAGCGGCCGCCAUAUUCUGGGUCUUAUUGAGGACUACAACGCCCUCCGUAAGCAGAUCUCAGAGGGACGGAAGCUGUCGCGCAGCAUGGACGCACACCUGCAGGAGAGCCUGCACACACUCACACAGCAGGGCUCCGACAACAAGGUCGAACAGCAGCAUCUGGAGAGCUUCUCGGGCAGCGUGAACACCAUGCUGCAUGUGAUGGAGGAGGCGGGACGGAUGCUUAAACUGGUGUGGAGGGUCUCUCUGCCAGCAGGGGGCGGGGGCAACAACCAGCAGGAUGAGCUUCUGAAGAAUGAGAUAUCCAGACUGAAGAGCAGGCUGUCCCAGCAGGAGAGGAUGCUGAGCGGAGCGGUGAAGCGCCUCCGAACAACCAACCAGCUCAAAGAGGGGAUGGAGCGAGUCAUCAUCGAUCAGCUGUAUCUAACCCACGGAGUGUUGAAGAAAGCCAGAGGAAAUUUAGAGACAAAUUACUGCUCCCUAAUUGGGCUGAACGGCCUGUCUGGAGGACCAGACGGAGGAGGUCCCAGUGAAUGGCCAGUAGGGGGCGCUGCAGGCCCACACUCUGAGUCCUCAGAGGAGCACAGUAGUGACGCCUCUGUACACUGCAGCUACUAAACCUGCUCUUAUGACGCAGCUUCCUGCCUUUCUGUCCUGCUGUCAAACUGGCACCUUAUCUCCUCUAAGCCUUUUUCUACUUUCACAUGAUGGACCUAGAGAUUUAUUUUAGGCACUGAAGUUGUAAAAUGUUUUUAAAAGAGAGAUCACCUUUGUAAAUAGCCAUUCCUGCAAGUGAAAUAUUUUUUUUCUUUUAUAUGAUGAAAGUGUAUUUUAAUACUGACUUUUUCUUUCUAUCGGCCAGUGUGUAUAGGAUGGUUUGAAACGUGUGUUCAAGGAAUUAUGUACAAGUAAAGAAAGAAACAGUUGUGGUA